GUGCGGUACGUUGAAGGUCGGAUUAACCAGGCUGGAUAACCCAGGGAUUGGCUCCUCAUCGUUGACCAGCUGACCAGUCGGGCAGAGAGUAAGAGCCACUCGACCAACACUGUUGUAUUGACGUGAGAAAAUCCAUUUUUAUCGAGGAUACGAUGGCCACCAACGCUGUGCGCAGUUUUAUAAGGACUUUUGGCUCCAGCGCCUCCAUUCCACCAAGGAUGCCAGCUCCACCCAGGGCGCUCAACCGAUGGAGAAGAGUCACCGGGACGGUGUCGGCGAGAAGAGAGAGCCACAGCUACUACACCGAUGUGGAGAGUCGACCUCGAGUCUUGAUUUCAGGUGAGGAUAAGGUGUAAUGUGGGACGGUGGUGUUGGUGUGGUGUGAGGGUGUUGGUGGGAGGGUGUGUGAAUGGGUGGGGGUGUUGGGCUUGAGGGUGUGUGAAAUGGUGGUAGUGUUGGUAUGUUGUGAGGGUGUUGGUGGGAGGGUGUGCGUAGUGCGAGGCUAUUUGUGGGGUGAUAGUUUUGUGGUGUGAGGGUGUUGGUGGGAGGGUGUGUGAAUGGGUGGGGGUGUUGGGCUUGAGGGUGUGUGAAAUGGUGGUAGUGUUGAUAUGUUGUGAGGGUGUUGGUGGGAGGGUGUGUGUGGUGCGAGGCUAUUUGUGGGGUGAUAGUUGUGUGGUGUGAGGAUGUUGGUGGGAGGGUGUGUGAAUGGGGUAAUGGUGUGGAGCCAGGGUUUGUGUGUGGUCAAGGUGUUUGUUUGAUAGGUGUAUGACUCCCAAUAAGGGUAGGAUUCAUGAUAUGUCAUGUCGUCUGUUGAAUCACGUUAAUCAACAAUGAUUGACCUAGACCUUACAUGUCUCCCAUUUGCGCCACUCACAGGGUCACUGGGCCAGCUUGGACCAGGACUUGCUAAAAUAUUGAGGUAA
Lymnaea stagnalis (great pond snail) is the source of this 923-nucleotide messenger RNA. The record is from the annotation of a GenBank genome assembly. Lineage: Eukaryota; Metazoa; Mollusca; Gastropoda; Lymnaeidae.